Messenger RNA from Silurus meridionalis, 4200 nucleotides. It is a transcript of the gene slco2b1, whose product is annotated as solute carrier organic anion transporter family, member 2B1. NCBI's taxonomy places the organism in Eukaryota, Metazoa, Chordata, Actinopteri, Siluriformes, Siluridae. The record is from RefSeq and is a predicted model, not a curated record. Gene Ontology annotation, cellular component: membrane. Gene Ontology annotation, molecular function: bile acid transmembrane transporter activity; protein binding. Gene Ontology annotation, biological process: transmembrane transport; bile acid and bile salt transport; sodium-independent organic anion transport. The coding region runs from base 146 to 2050 and encodes 634 amino acids. The transcript has 15 exons.
UAGAUUGUGCAAGAAGUCCAACCCUCCUACUUGUUCGUUAAGCUGGAGGAAAAACUUCCUUAAAGUGAAAGCAGGAUCGACCACAUUCAACUCCACAACUCUGCAGCAAGCCACGUUUGAAAGUUGAAAUUGCUAAAGAGCAGCGAUGGGUCUCUUUAAUAAUAUCAAGUUCUUUGUGCUGUGCCACGGAUUGCUGCAACUUGCGCAACUCUUGGUGUCUGGCUAUCUGAAGGGCUCCAUAUCUACAAUAGAGAAACGAUACGGCCUUUCCAGUCAGAUGUCUGGACUUCUGGCCUCGUUUAAUGAGGUGGGAAACACAGUCCUUAUUGUGUUUGUGAGUUAUUUUGGAAGCCGAGUUCACAGACCCAGGUGUAUUGGGAUCGGAGCGUUAAUUGCAAGCAUGGCAGCGUUUCUAAUCGCUUUGCCGCACUUUUUCAGUGGCAGAUAUCAGUAUACAGAUCACGUGGACAAUGCUACAGAGCAGGUCUCUGGACUUUGUGAAGCAGUGCACCAGACCAUACCUUCGAACCAGACAUGCUCCGAAAACAAAAGUCAUGCCAACAAUGCAGUGUUCCCUAUUCUGCUCUUGGGGCAGUUGCUUUUGGGAAUUGGCGCAGUUCCGAUCCAACCUUUUGGUAUCUCAUACAUAGAUGACUAUGCAGAUAAGAAGAACUCGCCAUUUUAUCUUGGAAUAUUGUUUGCAUUGACUGUGUUGGGACCAGCCAUGGGUUACUUGUUGUCCUCAGUCCUGCUCAGGGUCUAUGUCGACUUCAACAUAAUGUUACCUGGUGAGAAAGAGAUCUUCUCAGAUCCACGUUGGGUUGGAGCUUGGUGGAUGGGUUUCCUCCUAGCUGGUACCUUGCUCUUCCUUACCUCCCUGCCAUAUCUCUUUUUUCCCAGAAGCAUGAUAAGAGAGGAAACCGCUGAUCCCACUGCAGAAUCGGGAACAGAAAAGCUAAAAGAGAAGGAGGAAAAUGUAGCGGACACGACACAUGGACUUUCACUUAUCCUGUUCCUUAAAAAAUUCCCCGUCAUCAUGCUGAGAACCCUGAGGAACCCCAUUUACCUUUUGGUAGUGCUCGGUCAGGUGAAUCUAGCAGCUAUGGUCGCUGGACUGGCCACGUUCAUGCCAAAAUACAUCGAGAGACAGUUCGGUCAGACAGCCUCCUUCUCUAACGUGAUGAUCGGUGGAUUAAACAUCCCAUCAGCCAUAAUGGGCAUCAUAAUGGGAGGCGUGAUCCUCCGCAGGCUCAGUCUGUCCGUCAAGGCCUCUGCGUUCCUGUGCAGCGUCGCUUUACUGUUGUCGAUCACCUUCGCCAUGCCGCUUCUCUUCCUCGGUUGUUCGACGCAGAACGUUGCCGUUAUAAACCCUACCGACAGCGAAAGCUUUGCCAGGCACCAGAAUUGCAGUUUGGCAUGUUCCUGCUCUGAUGAGGCGUACAAUCCUGUGUGUGGUUCCGAUGGCGUGGAGUUUCUUUCUCCCUGUCACGCUGGCUGCAAAAUCGAUGCCUCCUCGCAGAACUACACAAACUGCGCGUGUGUGGGUCCUGUGGGUUCACCAGGUUCUGCCGUGAAAGGACCCUGCGGGAACAAUUGCUCUCACCUCCUCAUCCCUUUCAUGGUCUUCUCAUCGCUCACGUGCUUCCUGGCAUCACUUUGUCAGACGCCAUCGUUUAUGAUGAUCCUCAGGACUGUGACGCCUGAAGACAAAUCCUUCGCUCUGGGAAUCCAGUACAUGCUCUUCAGAGUGCUCGCGUUCCUUCCGGCUCCUGUCCUGUAUGGAAGUGCCAUUGAUUCAACCUGCAUCCAGUGGGGGAAAAAGUGCAAUAAAAACACUUCCUGCCAAUAUUAUAACUUGGAUUAUUUCAGACAGAGAUUUCUUGGACUUCAGACGUUUUUCGUGUUUGGAGGUCUGGUCUUUUUCGUCCUCUCCUUCCUGGUCCUGAGGCGAACUGAUGCAGCUCAGCGGAAGAUACCUGAACAAAUUAAGCGCUGCGGCACAAGCGAGAAGCAGGACAUGAAACCGAAAUUACUGAAAUGUCCAAAAUGAUGGACUGGGAAACCUGGGAGAGGAACUCUCUGAAGUACUGAGGGAUUUUUCAAUUCUUUAUUACUUGUUUUUUGGUGGCAUUAUGAUCAAUCCAGAAUAUGAAAAAAAGAAUUCAGUGACAGACUGUUGUAUAUAGGCAUCAUCUGUGAGAUAUAGAAACACAUCUAAUAUUCUUUUUUUUCCAGCGAACAUAAAAACACAACUCGUCACCACUCCACUGCUGUGCCAGUUAGGCAUCUGCAUGUGUGAACACGCUGAACACGCUGAACAUGCUUACACACUGUGAAACCAAUGUAUCUUCUUUUUUUUUUUUCUUUAUCUGAGCCUUUAGUGAAAGUGUCUGUUCUAUCGAAAGCAGGUUCAGCUGUUUUCUACUACUAUAAAGAAGUCGAAGGUGUCUUAUGAGCUUUGCAGAUUCAGCCGAGUAUGGAAAAGCGAAGUGGUAGUGAGGUUCAACUCCACCAAGUUUCCACGGCGGGGCUCUUAAGCAAACAACCCCAUCCCCCCUCCCCCCAGCCCCCAAACUGUGAGCGAUAAUUUAAAUAUAAGAUUUCCUCGAUAAGGCCAAAAAUGUGAAGGCGAAAUGGGACUGUUACUGAAGCGUUACUAAACAAAAAGACAGCGUAGAUUCUAAACGUAAGCCCGGGUGCACAUUGUGCAAUUUUUAAUAGUCCUUUUCAUUGUCGCUUGUCAGACUGUACGAACAUGACAUGACAUGAACAGCUCACAAUUUAAAACCUCAUUUGUCACAACGUCAGACUGUACGACAAUCAAAAUCUGACUGGCACAAGAAAAAAAACACAUCCGGAGUGAUCAGACACGCUCAGACCCACGUUCUCACGCUAAUAGUAGCUAGUAGCAAACCAAACCAAAACAAAAAAUUUUGUUCAUGGCAUGAAUUGAUGAUUAAAAACAUCAUCUGAACGCUCUUCUUCCCUCCAUAACUCUUUCUUUACUUACUUUACUGUCCACCUGCGUCAUUUCGACGUUUUCCCUGAGGUUGGUUGAACUUUGAAUUGAUUGUAUCAUCAGGUUCGGUGCUUCUGUUGGUUCUUUUUUGAAGUCACACUGAAUCUUUUGACACUGAGGAAAAUAAUGACCGCAACGGCCAUUAAUCGGCUGUCUAUGAGAACAAGAACACAAAGAACACAGAUUUUAGCUGAGGAUUAUGUGGAUCUUUGAGGAUUUUCAAAAUUUCUUUGUAAUAAAAAAAAAAAAAGUAACCUACUUCUUAACUCCAUAUAUUGACCUACAUUAAUAUAUAUAUAUAGUGUAUGUAUAUGAUUAUACUUAGCUAGUUUAAAUGUGUACUCUGAAAUUAUAUUCUAUUUUGUUUGGCUCCUAUAUCAUGUUAUUGCAUUUGGAUAUUUAGGAAGUUAUAUACAUUCUGUGACAAAUGUACAGACUUUUGGAUCUGGGGAAAAAAAAACUGUUACAGUCCAAUUACAGAUAAUACGAGAACAUUUUCUGGUUCUCUUUCAUGCAGUUCAAUGAAAUCAUACUGAAGCUAGAAUAAGCAAUAACCAGUACUUCCUCCAUCGUUUGAGCUUUCUACUGAAGUUCUUCGUCCGGAUUUGUCAAAUCGUUCUCCUUGUAGCAGCGAAUUCCUGGGUUCUGGGACGAUGCUACUGAGAGACGAUGAGGUCUUUUUUUUCUGGAUUUCAUUCAUCUUAAAAUCUUCGUUUUUCUGCUUACCACGUGUGUAAAGAGUAGUUCAGCAACUUGUGAAAAGGCCAUCAUGGCAUGUUCAACACACUUAUUCCCUCCUCAUUCUGAUGUUUGAUGUGAUCUGAAGCUGAGCUGUAAAUGCAUGAUUGUAAACAGUACAUUAAACAUGAGUGGCCGAUCAGACGGUGGUAGAAGUUGAAUGAGCAGGAGUUAACGUGGCUCAUGCGUAUAUAUGGACACCAACACUAAUUCAAUAUCUGCAGUCGAUGUGAAAUCACACUGCAAAGCUGUAAAUGAGUAAAGAAUGUGAAUUGUUUGUUUUUCAAGAUUUUCACUGACAUUCAGCAAUGUUCCAAUCAAAUGUGACUUAUAUAAUACAAAUGUAAUAUCUAUACUGACUAGAAGUUUCUGUUGGCCUUCGGGCGAGUGUUUUGUACUUCUGUGUGAUUGUAUGUCAUUAAAAAAUGCAUUUUUUUUUCUCA